Nilaparvata lugens (brown planthopper) is the source of this 1603-nucleotide messenger RNA. RefSeq lists its product as uncharacterized. NCBI's taxonomy places the organism in Eukaryota, Metazoa, Arthropoda, Insecta, Hemiptera, Delphacidae. The transcript has 2 exons. The record is from RefSeq and is a predicted model, not a curated record. Bases 516 to 1007 code for a protein of 163 amino acids.
CUUAAGCCCCCAUCUAAAUUUGAUUUCAGUAUUUGUUUCAAGUUUUCCUUCCAAUUUGCAACUAUCCGUUUUAUCAAACUUGGUUUAAAACGAAUGUGCCGGUGGUGUAGAUCGAUUCUUACAAACUCGUUUCCUCUUUGUUGGCCGGUAACAUGCAGUUUGAUCUUUUUAAACCUCACAUGCCGGUGGUGUCUGUGUGCCUUUCCAAAUGAUAUUUUCCUUUUUUGCAUGCCGGUGUACAGUUUGUUUGAUUUCAACCGGACAUGACUGCGGUGGUUGUAGGUUCUUCUUGAUAUGGUUUUUCUCCUAUCAUGCAUGCUUGUAAAAGAUUUGAUGUACGAUUUCAGCCUAACAUGACGGCGAUGUAGAUAAAUUUUUCUUGAGACCAUUUUUCUUUUCCGUGGAGCUGCUAUUUUACUUGUGUGUUGUUUUGAUUUAGAGGUUUUUAUUUUCAGUUGUGAUUUCAAUUUGUUGUGGGUUUCUGUUUCAUUUCUAUUGUUUAGGUGACUAUCUUCAUGGAUGCUGGGUUUAUAUGUUGCAGGCGCUGUCCUCGGUGGAUGGACGGUGAUGUGGGCGGUCGGCGGUCCGGGCUGCUCUUCUACGCGGCGGGCAACGUCCUUGGACUCCUGGUGUCCAGCGCGCGGUGGUACGGGCAGUCCCUCUACCUGAUGGAUGUCGUCCUCGGCCUGGCGGGUGAUGUCGGCUGGUCCCUCUCGGCGUUCUGCGGGGUGCGGCGCGACUUCAAUCCUGACAUUCUCGGAGGGUGUCCAUAUCCAUUGCGGGAGCGGGUGUAUGGCGAACGGUUACCUUCUGGUUUUUUAUCCGAGCAACGGUACGAGAAAUGGGAGUUCCUGUCUCGGGGGCGUCGUCGUCCGUAUGCUCUCCCGAUGUUUCAUCCUCCGGCUCUUGGGCUGCCGACGGAUCUUCCACUAGGAUGCAGCUCUCCUCCACCUGUGUUGAAGAUAAAUCAUCCAGUACAUUGGGAUGGAAAUCGGCGGCUGCGGUGAUGGAUGCGGACGGCGGCGAACAAUCGGGUGAGAUGUCCUCGGUGUCCGACAGACUUGGAUUGACCUGGUCGUUUCCUGCCAUGGUUUGUGAGAGAAUAACGCGACGAACGUGUGCGGUGAAUAAAAAACGUGAAAGUGUUGAUGUGAUAUACAAAAUAAUUAAUAAGAAAUCCAAUAGAAAUUGUUAUAGCUUCGUAGUGAGUGAAAUACAGAAAAAGUGGUUUAGCAAUGUGUUCAGUGAUAAAAUGAGUCAAGUUAGCAAUAUCGUUAACAUAAAAAUGACACGAACACACAGGAUACACAGUGAACACUUAUGCGGUAAUACAGGUACGCCUCUUAUAAUUUAUUAUUAUUAUUAUUAUAAAUAUUUUAUUCUUAUAAUUUCUUGCCGCAAUUCAAUAUAUAGGCUAGUGUUCUUUGCAAAAUUUUAUACAAAAGCAGUGAUGCUCUGCUUGAAUUCCACAAUAUAUCUGUGAUUUAAUUUUACUUCCCUCUUUAUGCUUUAAAAAUUUUUAAAAAUGUAAAUAACUUCAAUCCUCUUUUCUGUAAAUAUUUAUAAAUUGUUUCAAUAUAGACCUAAUAUUCUUCAAAUAAUA